Messenger RNA from Oncorhynchus gorbuscha (pink salmon), 1667 nucleotides. Its product is annotated as zinc finger protein 22-like. Gene Ontology annotation, biological process: regulation of transcription by RNA polymerase II. The transcript has 3 exons. Gene Ontology annotation, molecular function: RNA polymerase II cis-regulatory region sequence-specific DNA binding; DNA-binding transcription factor activity, RNA polymerase II-specific. The record is from RefSeq and is a predicted model, not a curated record. The coding region runs from base 251 to 649 and encodes 132 amino acids. Lineage: Eukaryota; Metazoa; Chordata; Actinopteri; Salmoniformes; Salmonidae.
UGACGUAUAAUCUUGUGGAACGCUUCUUCAACAACUGCAGCCACCUCAGUAGCUCGCUGGACAACGAAGUAGGAAAAUUCAAGUUCUUUAGACAAUUCCGUGGUUUAUUUGUCACUAUGGUUUAAACAUACGUAUGUGUAAACAACUAGCUACCUCAUUUAAUUUAAUAUUUACGUUAUAAGCCAGCUAGCUGGCUGGUUAAGUUAGCACUAGUCUAGUCGCUAAUGCUAACAAGCUAUUAUCCCCGACCAUGAGUUCACUACGCUACUCUCCUCCUGUUAAAGAAAAGGUCUGCUGGACGGAGAAGGAAGCUCUCGUCAAGGAGGAGGAGGAAGAGAUGGAUGUUACAAUACAAAAACAAGUAGAGGGUGAGGCUGUUACAGUGAAAGAAGAAGAGAAAGCCGUUACAGUGAAAGAAGAGGAAGAGAAAGAGGAGGCUGUUACAGUAAAAGAAGAGGAGGAAGAGAAGGACGCCUUCAGAGUGAAAGAGGAGGAGGAAGAUGCCGUUUUGGGAGUGGAGGAUGAAGAGGGGGAGAUUACUGUCACAUUGGAGGAGGACGAAGAAGAGAAGACUGGAGAACUGAUUAACACCAGUAAAUACAACAACUGUCAACUAGAAGGAGUGAGUGAUGUCAUAGUAAGGCCUUAAAGGAGUUGGCUUGAUGGGAAGUCGUGAUGUCAUCCAAUAGGAGAGAGACAUGACUAUCGUGGAUCCUCUGGGGAGCCUCAACAACAUCAUGAAGCUGACAAGGCAGAGAAGACUCUCUCCGGAUCAGAACUCCUCAAGAAACACCAGCAGAAACCCACAGAGAAGAAAUCUAUCUUCUGCUCUGACUGUGGGAAACAUUGCAAAUCUUCAUCAAAACUUAAAAUACACCAGCGAGUACACACAGGAGAGAAACCUUAUAGUUGUGAUCAGUGUGGCAAGAGUUUUAUUAAGUCGAACAACCUGGUAUCACACCAGAGAACACACACAGGAGAGCAACCAUAUAGCUGUAAGCAAUGUGGGAGGAGUUUUUCUCAGUCAAACAGCCUGGAUAGACACCAACGAACACACACAGGAGAGAAGCCUUAUAGGUGUGAUCAAUGUGGGAAGAGUUUUACUCGGUCAAGCUCCCUGAAAUUACACCAGAAACUACACACAAGAGAGCAGUCAUAUAGCUGAGAGCAAUGUGACAAGAGAUACUCUCAUUCAAGUGGUCUGAUUAAACAUCAGAAAAUACAUGCAGGAGAUCCACAGAGUGGAAUGAUCUCCGACACCAGACCUGGGUAGUAGAACACAGAGUGUAGAAUGACCAACACCAGACCUAUAUACAUCAAAUUACAUUUUAUUUGUCACAUACACUUGUUUAGCAGAUGUUAUUGCGGGGGUAGCAAAAUGCUUGUGUUUCUAGCUCCAACAGUCCAGUAAUAUCUAACAAGUAAUAUCUAACAAUACACAAUCUAAAGAAUGGAAUUAAGAAUAUAUAAAUAUUUGGAUGAGUGAUGUCAGAGCGGCAUAGACUAAGAUACAGUGGAAUAGGAUAGAAUACAGUAUGUACAUAUGAGAUGAGUAAUGCAUAGACUAAGAUACAGUUAGAAUAGGAUAGAAUACAGUAUAUUCAUAUGAGAUGAGUAAUGCCAGAUGUGUAAACCUUAUUAAAGUGACUCGUGUUCCAUUCCUUAAA